Molecule: messenger RNA, 1350 nt
Organism: Penicillium arizonense
Lineage: Eukaryota; Fungi; Ascomycota; Eurotiomycetes; Eurotiales; Aspergillaceae
Exons: 2
Coding region: 1-1350 (449 amino acids)
Source: RefSeq, a predicted model, not a curated record
AUGUUUGCCGGCUACUCUUCGAAGCUUGCUAUCACGGCGCUCCUUUGCGGUGUUAUCUCCACCGCUAAAGCCGCCCUCUACGACGUCGCCAUUGAAACCAGCUAUGGCUCAAUUGAAGGCUAUCCUGCAUUUAACACCACCACUGGCGGCCAGAACCGUUGGAAGGCUCCCCAGCCUCGCAGCCCAUGGAAUGACACUCUGGAUGCUGACCAAUGGGGUCCAGUCUGUCCGUCUGCUGUCAAUAGUGAUACCUAUACCAUUGAUGAGGACUGUUUGAACCUGAAUAUCUGGAGUGCAGCAAACUCUACUGAUGCGAAGCUCCCGGUUGUUAUAUGGAGUUAUCCUGCGUAUUCAACCGCCGCCGAUGAUCUCUUUGACGGUAGUGGCAUGGCUGACAAGGGCGUGGUCUUCGUCAGCUACAACUACCGCACCGGAUCUUUUGGUUGGCUCGCCCACCCUCAGCUAUCAGCGGAGUUUAAGGCUGUUACUGGCUCGGAUACUUCUGGCAAUUGGGGCAUGCUAGAUCAGUUUGCAGCCGUCAAAUGGGUACAUGAGAACAUUGCCGCCUUUGGGGGUGAUCCUGAUCGCAUCACUGUGAUGGGCCAGUCAGCUGGUUCUGCGGCUACACAGCACAUUCUCAACAGCAACUUGACCAAGGGACUUAUUGUCGGUGCAAUUAUUGAGAGUGGUGUUCGUGAGCCUCAUGAUCCCCUCGCUGCCACUCUGGCUGAAAACUAUAAGACGCUUGAUUGGGCCCUGUCUCAAGGUGUCAACUACACUUUGAGCAAGAAUGUGAGCACGAUAUCUGAGCUCCGCAAGCUUUCUACCGAUGAUCUCACCGAAGAGUUACUCGGUUCUGAGUGGGAUUUCACCGCUACACUCGACUACUACGCCAUGCCCGACAACUAUCUCAAUACUCUGGUCAAUGGGCUUGCCAACGACGUGCCGGUUGUCACUGGUAAUACCCGAGAUGAGAGCGGUGCUACCUACGGCCUGAAUAUCACUAUUAAGGAAUAUAUGGCAGAUCUCAAUAUGACCUAUACUAGUGAUUUCCUGGAAGAUUUCUUAGCUCUUUACCUAGCCAACAGCUCUGCGCAAGCAUCCGGCGCUUGGAACUCGCAAUUCACCGACCGUUCCAAGGUUGGCACCUGGAUGUGGGCUCAGAUGUGGGCUCAAGACUAUGAUAGUCCGGUCUACACCUAUAUCUGGGACCAUGCGCCCCCCAGCCAGAGCUCUGGUGCUUAUCACGAAUCGGAGAUCAACUACGUUCUAAAUAAUCUUUACGCUACCGCCGACAAGGCCUGGACGUCCGGAGACUAUGGGAUCGCUGCCAGGAUGAAUGCUUACUGA